Molecule: messenger RNA, 1584 nt
Organism: Lolium rigidum
Lineage: Eukaryota; Viridiplantae; Streptophyta; Magnoliopsida; Poales; Poaceae
Product: protein CDC73 homolog
Exons: 4
Coding region: 4-1131 (375 amino acids)
Biological process (GO): transcription elongation by RNA polymerase II; positive regulation of transcription elongation by RNA polymerase II
Cellular component (GO): Cdc73/Paf1 complex
Molecular function (GO): RNA polymerase II complex binding
Source: RefSeq, a predicted model, not a curated record
GCCAUGGAUCCCCUCUCCGUGCUCCGGGAGUACGCCGGCCGCGGCGACCUGGACAAGAUAAUCUUCACCGGCGACGACAUCCUCUUCGGCUCCGACUACUCCUUCCCCGCCAACGUCCCCACCGCCUUCGCCUCCAAGCAGUCCGGCCGCCCCUACCCGCUCUCCGCCGCCGUCUUCCUCGCCCAGCACAACGACCUCAAGCACACCGACUUCCUCCAGGCCGCCCGCCUCCGCCGCAUCCCGCCCGUCUCCCUCCCGGACCGCAAGACCUUCCUCGACUUCCUCCAGUUCGGCCACAACACCCUCCCCACCGAGCCCCUCCUCCCGUCCUCCCUCCCGUCCUUCACCCAGGAGGCCCACCCGCCGCCGCCGCCAGAGGAGCCCGACGACGACGAGGCCUCCACCGCCCACGUCCGCGCCAUCGAGCGCCCCCUCAAGGACCGCAACUCCAUCCUCGACGCCCGCGGCCGCGACUUCCUCGCCAUCUACCACGCCGUGCUGCGCCGCGAGGAGGAGCGCGUGCGCAACAAGGACAGCGCGCCGUCCGCGGGCCGGACCGAGCCCUCCGCGGCCGCGGCCGCCCUCGCGAACCCCAAGGCCGACAAGUCCCUCGGCGACGGGUUCGUGCCCAUCAUACUGGUGCCCAGCGCGUCGCAGACGCUGAUUACGAUCUACAACGUCAGGGACUUCCUCGAGGACUUCGUCUUCGUGCCCAGCGACGAGAAGGUGCGCGCGCUCAAGGGGAGCCCGAAGCCUGAGUGCGUGACGGUGCAGAAGAAGCAUGUCCGCGGGGAGAGGGCCGGCGGAGCUGGGGGUCCGGUGGCGUUCGAGGUGAGGGACAAGCCGGCUUCGCUCAAGACCGACGAUUGGGCGCGAGUGGUGGCCGUGUUUGUCCUAGGGAAGGAGUGGCAGUUCAAGGACUGGCCCUUCAAGGAUCAUGUAGACAUCUUCAACAAGGUUAUUGGUUUCUUCGUACGCUUUGAAGAUGAUAGUGUGGAUUCAGCGAAAGUGGUCAAACAGUGGAAUGUGAAAAUCAUAUCUAUAAGCAAAAAUAAGAGGCAUCAAGACAGACCAGCUGCUCUUGAGGUAUGGGAGCGGCUGGAGGAAUUUGUGCGGCGCACACUUAAGUGAACCGUUGUGUGUACUCUAACUGCAUGAUCUUACGCUGCUAUAGACCUAAAUAUCAUGUUGAGUGAUGGAGAGGGACUUAUGGCUGAGUUAUCAAACAAGCAGAACAGCCGCCCCAAGAUCCCAGCCUCAUAUUACAUGGUGAUGGUUGAUGCGGAAUGAGAUGACCCAUGAGGAUUUGUAGCUGACGUGCAUUUCGGUGACUAAGCUCUGUUGUAGCCUAUUCAAUCUAACAUUUCAACUGCAGACUGAUGAUGUGGUGGUAUGCAACUUAAUGUGUAGCAUUGUCGCAGAUAAUGUUGUCAUGCACUUGGCUUUUCUUUCAAAUUACUUGUGUGGAAAUUGGAAAAUGCUGGCACCUAAGGGUUAUCCAUCAAAGAAACUGUAUUUGAUUCAAUUGCUGUAUCCAACUUGGGCCAUCAGGAUUUUAACUCCAGAGCAUUUGCUUUGCUUCAA